AAAGCAUUUUUUAAAACUCGUAAAGCAAAUAUUUGGGAGGGUUGACAUACUUAUCUCAAAUCUCAAGCAGAAACUGCAGCGGGUUCAUCAUCGAUGGCUGUCGCCGCCGCUCGUCGCCGCCUGUGGCGCGGGAUGCGAACUGCAGCCGCCGCCACCACCGCGUCAGGCGAGGAGCUGUACGCGUCCCUGCUCUCGCGCCUGGUGGCGGAGCCGGAGUGCCGCGUGAAGGCCAGCAUGGAGGAGGCGACCUCCUCGGUCCCGCACCGCGACGGCGCCUUCUGGGAGCCCCUUGCUGCGGCCCUCGUCCGCGCGUCCUACCCAGCCAAGGCGCACCUCGUCUUGGAAUGGAAGCUAGAGAGGCUACUAAAGGAAGGGGUUAAUAGUUAUAAUUGUGAACCCUACUCGACAAUAAUCCGUUUCUGUGGAGAGACAAGGAAUGCAGCUCUUGGAAUGAGAGUCUUUGAGUGUGCAGAGGCACAGGGAAUUCAACUGAACACUGACAUUUUCAAUGCCCUUAUUAACACUUUCUUGUCGGUCGGAGAUCUCCUUGCUGCAGUGACCUUAUACGAGACCAUGGAAGGAAUAGAGGACUACAAACCUGACCGUGCUACAUACGAUGCAUUCAUAUCUGCAUUUUCCUGGCUCCGAAGUGGCGAUGCUAUGAUGAGCUGGUACUUGGCUGCAAAGAAUGCAGGGUUUGUUCCGGGUAUUCAAGCUUUCGAAUCUUUGAUAGUGGGAUUUGUUAUGUUGAACAAGCUAGAUGAUGCUGAGUUAGUCUUCAAAGAAAUGGUUUCAUUUGAAAUGAAGCCAACCUGUACUAUUUUGGAGGCCAAGCUUGAGGUGCUUUCUAGAACAGAAGAGGGUAAUAGGGUCAAAAGUUUCAUAAAACUUGUCAGUGAUGGCGACUGGGAGUUGAAUAAAGCUUUGGUUGACAGACUAACAAGACUAUGCCUGGAUGGAGGUGAAGUUGAUAUAAUGGAGCAGCUGCUCGCCCUAAUACAAAAAGAAGCACACUUUAGUUCUGCAACUCAACUGCAUUGUGGAAUUAUCAGGUUCUAUGCUAGUGCAGAUCUCUUGUCAGAUAUGGAACAUGCAAUAGACCGGAUGUUGGAUGAUGGCAUGAUGUUUCUGUGCCCAGAGGAUGUUGAGGCUGUUAUCUGUUCAUAUUUUCGUCACAAGGCCUUUGAUAGGUUGGAGAUGUUUUUAAACCGCAUCCGAAGUUUGUACAUGCUCACCCGCUCUAGCUACGAUAUAUUAGUUGCUGGAUUUCAGAGGUUUGACUUGCAUCAAAGACUUGAGGCAACCAUAAAAGAUAUGAGGGAAGCUGGAUUUGCAUGAUGUUCCAAAAAAGUAUGUACACUGGCUUCCUUUGUUUGGUAUUUCCAGAAGUUAUAAAUUAAGUGCAUUGAACUAUCAACAUCAGAUCUUGGUGCCACUUUUCCUAGCUCUAAUUAGGUUUAGGAACGAUCUCUCGACAGGCACAGUAUCAUGUUGAUUAUUUAUCUAUUUAACCAAGAUGUCACAAAGCUGUAGUGUAUAGGAUAUGUGGCGGUUUGUGUAGUGGGGAUGGGUUUUAACCUCACUCUGCAGACCAGUGAGAGGUUUUUUGCUUCCUAACAUGCCAUUUAGGUACGUGGUUGUUGUAUCUUACAGGCACAGUAUCAUGUUUUUUGCUGUGAGGUGUUAUGUCAUGUUGUUAGGCUCGAAGUUCUUAAAGCUAGCCCUCCUGAUUGUAAAAGAUAUUCUGAUAUAUAGUAUGAUUUAUUUAUUUUUCCUGAAAA
Messenger RNA from Aegilops tauschii subsp. strangulata, 1781 nucleotides. RefSeq names its product pentatricopeptide repeat-containing protein At2g48000. Gene Ontology annotation, molecular function: protein binding; mRNA binding. The record is from RefSeq and is a predicted model, not a curated record. NCBI's taxonomy places the organism in Eukaryota, Viridiplantae, Streptophyta, Magnoliopsida, Poales, Poaceae.